GGAACGGUCGGUUCUCGAUGCGUGAAACGGAACGGAUGAUUGCGUAUAAUCAUAAACCAGAAAUGACAAGUGUAUACGUAAAUAUUGUUAAUGCUUUAGCAUAUUUUAUCUGUGCACCUUUGUCAAUUGAUUACUCCGCGGGAUGGUAAUUCUUUAAAAGUGAUAGAAGCCCACAUAAGUAUAUAACAACAUGUCAGCAGUAUAUCCAACUGCACCAAAACUGGCAGUAAGAGACAGUAUUGAUGAUGAUGAUUUAACUGACAUCGAUGAUGAAGUAUUCAUCAGGGAUGGCAGAAAUGGUGCAUUGAAGUUAGAUGAUGAUGGUGGAGUUAAGCGGCCCCUUAUGGCACCUCGUAGAAAGUGUAAAAAGUCUUGCAGCUUCCAGACUCAUAAGUUUCCAUACAAAGCACUUCUUAUACCAUUAUGCUAUGGAAUUACAGCGCUAACUAUAGUAUUAGGCUUAAUCAUACUUUGUAUAUUUACUGCAAAUAUAUUUCCUAUGCCAUUAACUAUAUUGAAAAACUGGUUGACGCAUGAGCUAAAGGAUACUAUAAACAAAUCAGAAAUUAUUCCAUGUACGUCACUCUCAUCUAAAGUUUUAUGGAAAAGAUCAUUACCAAAAUUAACUUCUGAGGCACCUCUUAGGAGUAAUGAUGUCAACUUAGAUGGAAUCGAAGAUAUUAUUAUAGGAUUCAGUACAGGUUUGGAUACCUUGGAUGCAUCACAAGAUAUUUGUACUGUAUACUUUGGGAAUCAAACACCAUGUUUGGGUGGAGUGUUGGCACUAAAUGGCAAAACAGGUGAAACCAUUUGGACACAUUGGACCGCCCACGCAAUAUUUUCUAUCGAUUGUGGUGUCGAUUUAACAAGCGAUAAAGUCAAAGAUUGUAUCAUAUCUGGACGUGGUGGGAUACUACAAGCUAUCAACGGUCAUGAUGGCUCCAACAUUUGGGAGAUGCCGAUACAAAACCCAGCAACGUCCUUAGGCCAACAAAGAAUCUUAGAUGUAUACGACGCGAGAUUUAUGGCGGAUAUGGAUGGUGACGGUAUCGGCGAUGUAAUAGCAUCGCAUGCCAUGCAAACUGAUAACAUUCGCAUGAGCAACAUGCUAAUUAUAUCGGGGAAAAGUGGCAGUAUUAUUCGCAACCUUAAUUUACCAGAGUCAGAACAGUUAUUCAUAGCACCUCAGAUUCUGGUUCAUCCUGAUGGAGAAAACGUGUUUGUUCUAGCUACGAAUAGUCAGAAACAGGCUGGAGGAUUAUAUAUAGUGUCUCAAGGAAACAUAUUUUAUGGUGAUCUGCAAUUGCGUGAACUCUAUCAUAAUACGGGAAAGGGCGCAUUGUUACCACCGAUUCUGGUCGAUAUCACGUUAGACGAAAUCGAGGAUAUUGUCGUAGCCAUGUUCAAUUCCACGAUCAUGGCCUACAAUGGAUUAACAUUCGAGCCUAUCUGGAAUUAUACGGUUCCCAAUUCUGAGGUGAUCAGCAUUCCGAUCCCCGGUUACUACAACGACGACGACGUACCAGAUUUUAUGGUGAAGCAUCAAAUAGGCGCUGGUUUCCCCACGUAUUAUUACACCGUAGCUACAAUCGUGGAUGGUCGCAACGGGCAAUCCUUACUUGAGAAACCCAUGGAGGAUAGCCUGAGCAGGCAGAUGUCCGGACUCUCGAUCACAGUCGACGGUUACGGUAACGACUGGUUUUUGCAUUGGUCCGCCGAUUGCUUGAACUAUGAGGGUAUCAAAGAGAAAUAUCAGUUCCUGAAAGGUCAGAGCCUUAUGUCGCAAACACACGCCGAUCUUUGCCGGUUGCGAUUUAAUUCGACGUUGAUCACGAAACUGUUAGCUCUUAGCCAGCAUGUCGGUCCACCCGGAGUGCAGCUGUACUUCUCGGAAGACUGGAAGUCGUUGGAGUUAAACAAUUCGAUAGAUCCGCGGCAGGAAGCGGAGAGAUAUUGGGACAGUCAUCCUCGACCCGAGGUCAUGGAUACAUACGCGGACAUACCGCUAGUCUCUGAGAGAUCGCCCAAAGUUCAUAAGAAUCACCGGAAAGAUGGCAUUUUCAGGCACAAAGAUAACAAUUUGCUUGCAGAGAUUGGUAAGUACGAUUCGGAUGCGGUUUACGAGAAUUUUGAUGAAUUCAAGAGUCACAAGAGUCGCGAUUCUGCUGAAAAUGACGCCGCGGAUAACUUGGAUGUGAAUCGAAUGUGGAAACAUGAUGACAAAUGGACAAAAGAUAACGCACAGUUAGAUAAGGAAUACGAUGGUAUGUAUGGGGCCGAUGACGGAGGUAACAACGAGGAUGGAGAGCAGAGUAUGGAUUAUUCGCAAGCCAUAAUGCGGGAGCAGAGGAGUGUUUCCUCCGGAAUGGCUCUUGGAAAUUCCAACUCGACAAAUAUUUCCCAAAGAGAAAACAUCUCUGAAGAAACGAAAGAGGUUACGAGGAACGAAGUCGACACGAUGAAUAUAAUUGUAAAAUUUCAAGAAGAGAUAUCAUCGACUACGUCGAACACUGAAUCGAGAAGCAACGUUAAAGGAACUACUUUAGGUGUAAGUACAACGGAUACAUCAGCAGUUACGAGUGAGCCUACUAGGCUAAAGAAUACAAAAGUGGACUUUGAAGCAUCAAAAGUCAUGCAUGGAAUAGAAAUACUUGGUGUUACAGAAAGCCAGAAGAACACAGAUUAUCAAGAGAGAAAUACCCCGCGUACUGAUAAAAUUGCGGAUAUAACGCAACAGAAACAGAUUUACAAAGAUGAUUUUUCCAACAUUUUCCAGGACAUAGAUGAUGAAGCAAGCAUAGAGAAAAUAUUUAAACGAGAAUCGCUCAAAAAUCUAAAUAAAAACAAAGAUAACAGGAAGCAAACUUUAACAUCGUCGUCGGUAGCGGAUAAAACUUACAAGAUACGACUGAAGCGACAAAUAAAAGGAAAAUUGGAAGUCAAUGGCGGUCGGUCGAGUGAAAUUAAUGGUAUUCAGAAGCAACCUCCGACCGGCAUUCUGUUGCCGUCUAUCGCUAAAUCCAAGGGAAGGACUUCUGUCGAUUUGAUAUUCUCCACAUUCUGGCUACCAUCGUCCGAAGUGUCUCUCAUUUUAUCACAAAAGGAUCUGGAGUGUAUCCAGAAAGCAUUGUCGGAAAAUAAACUACAAUACAAGAAGGAGGAUGACAUUGUCAAUGAGUGUCUGUUAGAACGUGGUGUCAAUUAUAGACUAUAUCAAGAAUCGAUGGAUAGGGAAAACACAAGAAUUCCACUCGGUCAAAUGACGAUAUAUAGAAUGAAACUGGAAUGUGUGUGCCCAGAAGAUAUGUUACCUAAUCAAAUCUGCAAAAAUAUCUCCUUGUAUCAGAGCUGGCCUGCGCACCUAGGCUCUUCCGGGAAUGGCCAUUUUAAACCAUUACGUAGGUUAAAUAUCUGAAAAUUAGAUCGUGUCUAGCUAUACGAGCCGAGUUGAGAAAAUCUUUACAUUGCUAACGAAGAUGUUAUUGAAUAACAGAAUUAAAAGAACUCUUAGAUAGCUUUAUCUAUUGUUUGUAAAACUAUACAAGUAACAAGUUCGUGACUGUAAUCAAUUGUUAUAUAAGAGUAAUUUAUAUUGAUAUUUAUAUGCAAUUUGCUAUACAUAUAGGGUGUAUAAAAAGUACUGGGACGGAGAAAUAUCACAAAAACUAUAAGCAUUUUAGAAAAAAAUGUUUCAAAUAAAAAUUGUAGGGUUUUAAAAGAUCUAUUUACUGACAUUAUGAGCUUGACCUUGGGUGGCGUCGCCAAGGUCAGGACAAGGUCACCUUGAACUUUUUAAUUGGGAACCCGUAUUUUUCAUCACAUAUUCUUGUAGCUCUUCUUCAGACUUUUUCAAAAUACUAUAAUUUUUUCUACUUUGAGUAAGCCGUUUCGAAGUUAUCGAACUUUUUAUGAUAAGAUGUCCAACCAAUCAAGGCAAAAUCAAAGAAGUAUCCAGCUAGCCCAAGUAAGAUCCUUACAAAAGCGUUUGAGAAUAAUGUUAAUCUCUAAAAGAAAAAGUAAAGUCUAACGAAUAAGCUAGGAAACAAAAAGAUUUAUCCAAUGAACAGAAAUUUGUAUUAAUUAGAUAACAAAAUCAAUAAUUCAAUUAAAGAAAAAUAAUUUAUUUUUUUCAUAUGAAACAACGCGUAUUAUGUACAAAUAAUAUGUUCUACUUCAAGUCAAAUUCAUUGCAAUUAAUUUGAAACGAUUCGAAGGUGAAUUUUAGUGUUGUUAUAAAUUUAGUAUAUUAGUAUUAUUUUUUAAUAUUACAUAUGUCUGAAAUAUAAGUCACGAAAUUGCUUCAGCUGCUGGCUGAACAUCUUAUCAUCAAAAAGCUCGAUAACUUCGAAACGGCUUAUUCAAAGUGGAAAAAAUUAUAGUACUUUGAAAAGAUCUGAAGAAGGGCUACAAGAAUAUGCAAUAAAAAAUAAGGAGUCCCAUUUAAAAAAUUCAAGAUGACCUUGUUCUGACCUUGGUGACGCCACUCAGGAUCAAACUUAUAAUAUCAGUAAACAGAUCUUUUGAAACUCUACAAUUUUUAUUUGAAAUAUUUUUUUCUAAAAUGUUUAAUUUUUGUGAUAUUUCACCGUCCCGGUACUUUUUAUACACCCUGUAUAUACUUAGUAUAUAGGGGUAUUAUUGUUCGUAGUUGCCACAAUUGACAAAAUGUUUCAGUUUAAUUUUCCUCAUUUCAGCGUUUAAUUUUCCUCUGAGAAACAACUGUCUCUCCUUAAAAUAUCUCUCAAGAUUCUCUAUUAAAAGAAGAUCGAUAUAAUUGCACUGUUUGUUCAUUGAAUGAAUUGAUAAUGAAAUGUUUUUUGGGACGCAAUUAUGAAUUACAUAUUUGCGUGUUUCAUUAUUAGUGAGGUUACCUUUUAUUGUUGAAUCCAUCGCUAAAGUGAGCCUCACCAGUAACGAAACAUGAAUAAUAAGAAUGUAGAAAGAUGUCAAAAUGUAUAGUUGCCAACGCUAAGAUCGGCUCUGGUUAAAAAUGUAAUGCUGAUAUUUGAAGAGUAUAAAAUAUACGUUACUCAUCAAAG
Messenger RNA from Harpegnathos saltator (Jerdon's jumping ant), 5039 nucleotides. RefSeq lists its product as uncharacterized. The coding region runs from base 191 to 3415 and encodes 1074 amino acids. The transcript has 4 exons. Gene Ontology annotation, molecular function: protein binding. The record is from RefSeq and is a predicted model, not a curated record. Lineage: Eukaryota; Metazoa; Arthropoda; Insecta; Hymenoptera; Formicidae.